CCUUGACGUAGACACGCUACUCACAACCAUAUCUCGAGAAGAAGAAGAACAACAAAAGCACAGACAGGCAGCCACACAUCAUCUGUUCUCUCUGUGUUUACUUCACCUCCGACUCAGAAACAUGUGACUGAACCAAGGAGGGGUUUCCGUGUGGAGGAGCUGAUCGUCAGGAGAAACACUGCUCCUCUUCUCAGACGUCUUCCUCUGGGGACGCUAAGCUAGCUCUGCGCUUAGCUCUGAGGCUAGCUCUGGGGCUAACUGAGGUUAGCUCCUCCUCAGCUGGCUCGUCGGUGUCUGACAGGCGGUGCGACCGGGGGAUUAUCAGCCGGUGUUUACCGUUGAAUUAACCUGGUUCCUCUGCCUCCGUCUGCACGGAGCUGAUCGCCAGGUGGGUGCUGUGUUGGUGUGACACCCUGUCCAUGUGUUUGGAAGAGCCUGGAGGAUGGAGCUCAUACAUCAGACUCUGUUUAUUGUCAAGGGAAGCUAAUCGAAGUCCAUUUUGUUUUGUUUUUCAUUCCCCAAACUCGCACAGUCAGAGAUGGGAAGUCUGGGCAGCAGGUUCCAGUCGCCCUCUCGGGGGCCAGAGGAAGCUGUAGAGGGCACAAGCACCAGCCGCAAGCGCAGCUGUGAGUGCAAGAAGAGGAAAAGAAAUGCCCCGUGUGACUGUGACAGUGAACAAGAGGAGGAUGAUGCCAUACUGGAUACACCUCGCAGGCAAAAACUCAAAUGCACAUCGAGGUACAUUUAUCAAACCCUGUUCCUGAACGGGGAAAACAGCGACAUCCGCAUCUGUGCUCUGGGGCAGGAGUGGAACUUGCACAAAGUCUACCUGUGUCAGUCAGGAUAUUUUUCCAGUAUGUUCAGCGGCUCUUGGAAGGAGUCAAACAUGAUGGAAAUUGGCUUGGAGAUCCCAGACCAGAACAUCGACACAGAAGCUCUACAGGUCGUGUUUGGAUCCCUGUACCGGGACGAUGUCCUGAUCAAGCCCAGCAGAGUCGUCAGUAUUCUUGCCGCUGCUUGCAUGCUACAACUGGACGGUCUGAUCCAGCAGUGUGGAGAAACCAUGAAGGAAAACAUCAGUGCAAAAACUGUGUGUGGCUACUACGCUUGUGCCAGUAUCUACGGCUUGGAUUCUGUCAUGAAAAAGUGUCUUGAGUGGCUUCUGAACAACCUGAUGACCCACCAAAAUGUGGAGCUGAUGAAAGAACUUGGAGCUGAGGUGAUGGAUCAGCUCAUUCAGUCCUCAGAUCUGUUUGUAAUGCAGGUGGAGAUGGAUGUUUACACUGCUCUGAAAAAGUGGAUGUUUCUGCAACUCAAUCCAUCGUGGGAUGGUCCCAUCAAGCAGCUUCUGGCUGAUGCUGAUGCCUGGUUGUGCAAGCGCAGGACUGACCUGUGUGAGAGAGAGCCCUUCCUGAACACAGACGACGGUGCACCUUUUUGUUCAGUGUUCAAAUACGUUCGUCUCCAGUACAUCAUCAACGAUCUGGCAUCUGCACGAAUCCUGGAGAGAGAUAAUAUUUUGCCCCCUGAUUGGCUAACAUCGGUUUACAAAAACCAGUGGUUUGCAAUGCUCCGGACAGAGUUCGACAACGACAACGGUCCCCAGGAAGCCAAUAGAGAGGAGUUUGAGCUGAGCAGCAUGAGGUGUGGAAGGAAGCUGACCAAAGAUGGAGAUUACUGCUGGCGGUGGACAGGUUUUAACUUUGGCUUUGACUUGUUGGUGACCUACACGAACCGCUUCAUAGUCUUCAAAAGAAAUACCCUGAGUCAGCCAUGUGGGGGGGCUGUGAGCCUGCAACUUCGGAGGCAUUUGGCAUACAGAUUGCGUCUCGCCUCCUUUGACAGCCGAGGAAAGCUGGUCUGCAGUCGCUCGACGGGUUACCAGCUCCUCACCCUGGAGAAAGACCAGGAGUACGUGGUGAUGAACCUGGACAGCCGCUUGUUAUCAUUCCCCCUCUAUGUGUGCUGCAACUUCCUGUAUACGUCGCCACACCUGGACAACCGUCUAGAGUCCUCAGAGCAAGACAGCACUGCUCGCUGUGUGUCGUGAUGCCAGUCCUCCCACUGCCACUCUUCCCGGUGAAGCCGAGACACUGACAAAAGCUUGUAUGUACAAUCCACCACCAUCUUCCAACACCAACACCAUUUUCUACAUGGGACAUAUCGUCUGCAUGCUCUGUACCUCAGUGAGGUGGGAUUGGAAAAUGUUUUGUGUCUAUGUAUUUAGUGUUUUGGCACAUUCUGAGUUUACUGUGUGACAGAGACACGUCACAGUGGCCGGGAAGGGAUCAGGCCACGCUCCGCCUUCAGGGCAGCUUCACUUCUCCUCGAAUGUUUUCACGAACAGUCUGAAUAGAGAUGUCAGGCCUUUCAUCAGAAAGGAAAACCUCCAUUUAUCAUGAGAUGCUUUGGACUUCAGGUUGUUUAGAUCUGGUGUUUGUGAAGACCCUGGAAGAGUCUCACCUCACAGUAUUAUUGAAACCAGUGUGGAAUUGUUUUUCUAUCGAUAAUUGUGGGGAAAUUAUCAGUCUCGGAUAUAUGAACAUCACCAGAGGCUGAAACUGAUCAUUAAUAAAAGCCUCAUCACGCUGCAGAGCAAACCUGAGACUCAGGGACAUGCAUGAGGUCAACUGGAAUUCAGGUCCACUAAUGGGAAAUAGAAAAUGUCCUAAUGUAAACACACACGGGGAAAGAAAACACAACAGGUUGUCAUAAAUUGUCCAUCGCUCAGAGGUCAAUACCUCAGAAAACCUGAUAACUGUAUCAGUAAGAUCAAUAUGAGCUUUAAAAAUGUGUAAUUGUUUUAGAAGAGCAGUUGCUGCACUCACUUCUACGGGAAGUUUUCAGUCUAUUGUUCCUCUGAUCAUAUGUACAUUUAACUCGGGGUGUGCACAGAGGUGUGGUCCACUUAUGGGUGUGUUAGAAACUCCACCAGCACUGUUUUGAGGUGGGUCGACACGUUAUAUACUUCUUUUCCUAAUUAGAUUCUUGUAUUGACCUGAAUUGUUGGGCUCAGUGCAGCAAGACAACAUCAGUCAGACCUGCAGCCCCACUCAUUGCCGACUCUUAAUUUUAGCACCUUUGCUGUUAGAUUAAACAUUUCACACCAGCAGCUGAUGAUGAAAAACAGAUAUCCAACUGCUUUAUGUGGAAGAAGCACAGGAUCAGCCUGUUUCAACUUGUUAACUCUACUGUUUUCAUUGGUUAAGGUCUGGUAUUAAAAUCCCACCAGAGUGAUCCAAUCACAAGUGGUCACAGGAUGGAGACACAUUUCAAUGUUAGAUUAGAACAGACGAACCCAACACUGUCCACUUGUGAUUGGAUCUCUCAGGACGGAUCUACCUGAUGUGAGCCCACUCAUAGUCUUAAUGUGGGUUUGUCUGCUAAUGUUAUUAUUCUACACCAACAACAACAACUGCUGUUCAAGCUCUUUCAGGUCAGAAAGUUCUCUACCUCCUCAGUAAAGUGGAGGAAGUGGCAUCGCUGACCUCUUGGGGAGCUGUCUUUACAGUUAAGCUUCUGAAAGUCCAGAUUUCAAUAAUCUUUCAUCGUGAGACAAGAGGCUUCAGGGGACUUCAUGUAUCGUUGUCACAGUUUACAGUUUGAACACCAGCUCCCUGAUGUCCUGCUGCUUAGAUAUUUACUUCAGACAUUCUGCAGUAUCAAACCUCUGCAGGGCACUCGCUCUUCACUUCAUGGGAUAAACUCUGUAUCGUCUUGUACAGGAACUUGUGAGCAGACUUUUUCUGCUGCUCCCCUCACCACACUAAGAAUCUGUGCAGUUAAGUUGUGGAGAAAUGAUUAACUUCACUGCUGGCGAUUUUGGAAAGCUGUUACCUCAUGUUGCUUUGAGAACAAAUACAUGUGGGAAUUUUUCAGACCUGUAAAUUAUGUACAGCCAAUACAUUGUCAUGUAACUCACCUGUAUAGCUCCAAAUGUCAUCAGGUUAAAUUGUUUUUAUUUGGCAUUUAUUUAUUUUUUACUUCAUUUGUAUCGCCUUUUUUUUUUUUCAAAGUAAAACAUGUACACAAUAUCGAACUUCCAAUAAAACUGCCCGUUGACAUGGGCUGUGGUGCUAUCACGUUUUUUAUAAAGUUAAGUUUGCAUUUAUGAUUUUGUUUUAGCUGAUGAACUUGACCUUUCUCAUCUGCACAAAAGUUAAUUCUCAAUUUUUAUUUUUAAGUUUAGAUUUGAUGAUUAGCAAUCAAAUCUGUUUUCCUGUCAGUUAUGCAAGAAGCCCAAAGAGAAAUUAUUUAUUAUUUGUAUUAGUUUUUGAUAAGAAUCGUUAAAGAAACUGAUUAGACUCUGUUUUACAGCACCCUCCUGUCAGCGUGGCUCAAAGAUCGGUGUGUAGGUGGCACCAAUGCGGUUUUCACUUGGCUCAUCUCCAGAAUUCAGAGCUCCUGUCAUUUCCCUCACUAAAUGUAAAACAGUUCCUGGUUGCUAAAGAAUUUAUAACUUUCUAUGUGGUAUUCCAGAGUACUGUUGUUAUCUAAGACUUGAGCCUCUGAAGUCUCUCCCUUAUUAAUCUGGGACCUAUAAUAUCAAUUUUCUAUCAGAGAUGUUCAAAAUCACGUUACCUGUUUACCUUUUAAACUGGUAAUAAAACUAUGCCAUCGUUCCCUCAUUA
This is a messenger RNA of Pleuronectes platessa (European plaice), 4631 nucleotides long. RefSeq names its product germ cell-less, spermatogenesis associated (gene gmcl1). The record is from RefSeq and is a predicted model, not a curated record. Gene Ontology annotation, molecular function: protein binding. Gene Ontology annotation, biological process: germ cell development. The coding region runs from base 539 to 2050 and encodes 503 amino acids. Lineage: Eukaryota; Metazoa; Chordata; Actinopteri; Pleuronectiformes; Pleuronectidae. The transcript has 15 exons.